Molecule: messenger RNA, 12425 nt
Organism: Argiope bruennichi
Lineage: Eukaryota; Metazoa; Arthropoda; Arachnida; Araneae; Araneidae
Product: tyrosine-protein phosphatase 99A-like
Exons: 25
Coding region: 40-3630 (1196 amino acids)
Biological process (GO): protein dephosphorylation
Molecular function (GO): protein tyrosine phosphatase activity; protein binding
Source: RefSeq, a predicted model, not a curated record
GAACGUGCGGCUCCUCAGUGCGUCGGUGGCGGAGGAGGGAUGCGGUGGCUCGUGUCGCUAGCUCUUCUGCUCGGCGUGGCCGUGCGGGCCGACUACUUUAGCGCGGAAGAAGGUGAAGAAGAAGAGCUCCCAGAGCCGGUGUUUGUUAGAGCGGGGGCGAAUGUGUCCCUGCCUUGUGCCCCGACUGAAGGCCCCGUCCGCAGCCUCAUUUGGUGGAAAGAAUACCGGAAGAUAGUGGAAGUGCAUGACGAGCAGACCACCCUCUGGGAAGCAGAGCCACAUAUCAACCUGCUGAGUGAUGCUCUCUUCCUGCGUAAUGUCGUCUACUCGGACUCUGCCGAUUACCAGUGUCAGAUCAAUGACGAGCAGCGGGCUUCCAUUCGUCUUCUGGUUCAAGAUGUUCCCGAUCCACCUGGAAUGCCUUUGAUCAUCAGUUUCACCUCCCGAUCUGUCAAUCUGUCUUGGGCCCCAAGCAUUGACAACCACCACAGUCCUAUUCUGCAUUACGUAAUUCAUGUUAGAGUUGGUGAAUCGGGAGAGUGGGAAGAGUCAAAUGGCAUUAUGACAACGGGUAAUGGGACCAGCUGGCAAGUAAUAGGUCUGCAACCUUAUACAGUCUACUCUUUCAGAGUGGUUGCUGUAAAUGCAAUUGGAGCUUCUCGUCCUAGCAAAGAAUCGUAUUACAUGGUCACCCUUCGCGAAGUUCCCGAUGGAAAACCCAAUAUAACUUAUGCCCACAACACCAGUAGUAGUUCGAUUCUCAUCCAGUGGGCACCACCGCCUAAACAUACCCUUCAUGGUGAAUUUCUUGGCUAUCGUAUCACUUACCGUUUGAGAGAGAGAGUUCGUGGAGAGAGAGAAAUUACAUUAAGAGAUCCGUUAGCAACGGAAUUCACCAUCCGUGGACUGAAUGCCUUUUCACAAUAUUUAAUUUCACUUCAAGUGUUUAAUCCUGCCGGAAUAGGACCAGCUACUACAGUCGCAGUUAUGACAGAUGAAGGAGCUCCAAGUCGACCGAAAAACUUGACAGCCACUCGUAUUACGAAUAACUCAGUCAAACUAAGAUGGCUUGAACCAGAACAUGCCAACGGUAUAAUUCAAGGUUAUAAUAUUUAUCACUUGGAUGUUGGCCCAAAUCACACAGAGAGGAAAAAAGUACAAAACCCUCAACAAGUUAUGGAAUAUGUACUUGGCUCAUUGAAACCUUAUACUCAAUAUAAGGUGUGGGUAAAAGCCUAUACAGGGAAGAAUGAAGGAUUAGCAAGCAACAGUUUAGAGAUCAUUACAGAUGUUCAAAGUCCUAGUGCUCCAUUUAUUACAAAUUUGACUUGUCAAUCGAUGGACAGCAUCUAUGUUCAAUGGGAUCGCCCUAAAAUCGUUUAUCAUCGCAUUGACUAUUAUUUUAUUGCAUAUCGGUCUGAAAAUACGUGGGAUUUUGAAGAAAUAUCUGUGUCUUCUUCUCAAGAAAGACAGAGUCAUGCAAUGAUUAUUUCUAAUUUAACUUCAAAUAUGAUGUAUGAAGUUAAAAUUCAAGGAGCUAGUAGAAGUGUUGUUGAGCACUCAAAGCUGUAUAAAGGUCCAUAUUCGGAGUUAAAGAAAAUAUUUCUACAAAGUUUAACUAGCAGUGCUCUAGAAGAAGUUACUAUUGGUGUGGGAAUAAUUGCAGGAAUUAUAUCCGUCUCAUUAGUACUUCUUGUUGCCAUACUUGCUUUCGUUUUGUGGAGGAAAUAUUUCCAAGCUGCAUAUUAUUAUUUGGAUGAUCCUCCCCGAAAGCGUGCAACGUCUGAGCUCUCUAAGACCUUCGGUGAUAGUGAUGGUGGCUCUAUUGAUGUGUCAGCUUGGCCUGAUCAUGUUUGUAAUCUACAUGCAGAUGGUGAUAUAGGAUUCUCUAAAGAGUAUGAGACAAUACAACAAGCAACUGAUCUGGACUUGUCAUCCGAAUGCUCCCAGCUUGCAGAAAAUAAAAAUAAGAAUAGAUAUGUUAAUAUAGUGGCAUAUGAUCAUAGUAGAGUUAUACUGAAAAUUCUUCCUGGGCAAAAGAAAACUACUGAUUACAUUAAUGCCAAUUACAUUGAUGGAUAUAAUGAACCAAAUGCUUAUAUUGGGACACAAGGACCACUUCCUUCAACAUUUGAUGACUACUGGAGAAUGAUUUGGGAGCAAAAAGUUUAUAUUAUCAUAAUGAUAACAAAUCUAGUAGAAAGGGGAAGAAGGAAAUGCGACAUGUACUGGCCAAAAGAAGGUUCAGAACUUUAUGGUAUCGUACAAGUUAAAUUAACUCAAGAAGUCGAACUUGCAACCUACACUAUCCGCACUUUUGUUAUUCGAAAUUUAAAAGUUAAGAAAAAGACGUCAUCGGAAAGAACUGUGUAUCAAUAUCACUAUACAAAUUGGCCUGAUCAUGGUGUUCCCGAGCAUCCUCUUCCUGUAUUGAGUUUUAUUCGUAAAUCUGCUUCUGCAAACCCUCCAGGAGGUGGUCCUAUCAUUGUGCAUUGCAGCGCUGGGGUUGGAAGAACUGGAACUUAUAUUGUAAUUGAUGCCAUGUUACGUCAAAUAAAACACCGACAUUCAUUGAGUGUUCCUGGAUUUUUAAAGCAUAUUCGACAGCAAAGAAACUUCCUCGUUCAAACUGAGGAGCAAUAUAUAUUCAUCCAUGAUGCGCUGCUCGAAGCUAUUGAAAGUGGAGAAACAGAAAUUCCGGUUGCAGAUUUUUCAGAAUAUGGUCAAAAACUUCAAAUGAGUAAUAAUGAUAAUGAGAAAGAAUAUUCUCCUCUUCUAGAAAAGCAAUUCAAGCUUGUUACUAGUUUCAAAGCUAAAGAUUUCAGUAUAAUAUCUGCCACUAAAGCUUGCAAUAGAGCCAAAAAUCGUAAUCAAAACAUUAUUCCAGUAGAAUCUUAUAGGGUUCACAUUACUCCUAAGCCCGGUAAAGAUGGGUCUGAUUAUAUAAAUGCUAGUUUCUUUCAAGGAUUUAAUAAAUUGAAUGAAUUUAUUAUCACUCAACAUCCGACAUCCGAUACCAUACCAGACUUCUGGCAGAUGAUAUGGGAUCACAAUUGUCAAACAAUAGUCAUGUUAUCUUUUGUAGACGAGAAGGAAUAUCCUUGCUUCUGGCCUGAAGAAGAUAAAGAAAAUGACUACGGAACUUUCAAAGUGAAAUUGAGUGAAGAAUGCAGUCAAGGAUGUUUUGUUACGCGUGACUUUAUAUUGCAGUCUACCCAAGAUGAUUAUGAAGUCAUAUGCCGCAUUAUUGAAUGUUCAGGAUGGCCAGAAUGUUGCACACCUCUCAGCAGUGUUUAUGAUCUAGUUCAUUUAGUACAAGAAUGGCAUCUAGAGUAUCAGAAUGGUCCGAUGGUCGUAGUUGAUAGAUUUGGCGGCACAGAAGCAGCAACAUUUUGCUGUCUGAGCACGCUUCAAAAACAAGUGGAAUUUGAAAAUUGCAUUGACAUUUACAUGUUCUCAAAGCUGUAUCAUAUGCGUCGCCCCGGUAUUUGGCAAUCAAAAGAUGACUAUUGUUUCUUGUUCAGGGCUGUCGAACAAGGUUUGCUUGCCAAUCUCGAAGCAAUGCCAACUUUUAACAACCCGAUAACUAAUGGCCAUGCCCUUCCAGUAAAAGAGGAUUCAGUUAUUUGAAACUUUUUUGUUUACAAUAUAGUUAGCUACUUUUGACUGUUUUCUUUGUGUGCCUCACAAAAUGUGGCAAUCAGGACAACAAAACCUCGCUAUUUUUUGACUAUGUGGAGGUCGUGUUUCUAAUGUUGUGUAGUAUAUUGUUAUGUGAUAUGAUAUUUUCUAUGCAAAGCUAGAUAGAAAGGAGGAGACAAUCCAGUCAAUGUAAUGAAAUGUAUCAGGGUAUACUAACGUUUCAAAUUGUUAUCUGAAUUUAUGAUAACAUUUAUACAGAAAUAACAAUUUUAACACAGAUGCAUACAUUCUCCAGAACAUUCCAUUAAACAUUAUAAGAUUUUUGAAAAACAAUAAUUCUUAUAAAUUAGAUAUAAUUGGAAAAAAAUAUCUUUCUUUCAAAAUUAUUUGUCAUAAAUUGGUAUAAUUUUUUUUUAAUUAUUCAAAUUCAAGCUACAGACAGUUUAAGUUGCAAAUUCGAUUUAAUUUUAAAAUUUCUAUUUGUAUAAAUUUUGUAGUAUCUUGGAGGGAAUAAUACUGUGCAAUACUACCACUAUUUGUUAUUGUCUUGUUCAUAUAAAGUGCUGUCUUAAUUUUUUUUGUAAAGCUCAGUGCUGAAUAAUCAAAACGUUUGUUAUUAAUUGAGACUUAGGGAUUUUGUUGCAUGUUAAUUGAAUAAUCCCAUGUUUUGUUGCCUUUAUUUAAUUUUACUAUAUGGUUAAAUCUUGUCAUCAUUUGUAAAUUUGUAUAUUAAAGCAGCUGUCGUGUGGUAUACAAUUAUGUUUUAGAGUGUAGCAUUUAAAUCUCCUUAAAAUUUAGCACAAGGCUUAUAAAAUACUCAUAUUUAUAAGGUCCUCAUGUAGCCUGAUAACAUUUUUAGAAGACUUUAAAACUGCUGGAAUCCUUUAGAAAUAAAAUUAUUUUUUAAAUGAUAGGUAGCCCUGGCUCAUUUAAACUAUUAUGAAGUUUAUUGGCCCAUAUAGUUUUGCAUAUAAGGCAACAUGAUAUAGAAAAUUAAAGUUUUCCUCAUGAAUCUGUGGUUUCAAGCUAUAUUGUUCGAAUUAGCAUUCGAAUUCUAAUACAAUUUUAGCUAUUCGAAUAAAAAUUAACGCAUUACUAUUUUUUAUAAUGAUAUUAAGUGUAUAAAGCAUUUGCAAAAUGUAACACAAUAAUUCAGAAAAGAAGGAUUUUCGGCAUGCAUGCAGAUUUGAAUAUUAGAUUUGUAUUUUUCAGAAUACAAUCGCAUCAUUAAAAAUAAACCUUAAUUCAUACCAGGAAGUUCAAUGUAAUAUUGAUGAUAACUAACAGUUAAAAAUGGAUAAUUCUGUUUAUCUGGAGCCUGAACUCCAUUCAUGUGCAUAGCUAAAAAUGUCUUUUAAAUAUUGGGUUUAAAUCUGCUAAGACGAUCUAAUAAGGAUCUGAAAAUGUCAUGUUUACCUUUUAACAUGAAAGUAGAAUAAAUAAAGCAUUCAAUUUGAUCCCUCCUGCACAUUUUGGUAAUCACUGCACAGCAAUUUUUUUAUUUGAAAACAAAAUCUUUUUUUUCAGGCCAUAAAUAAGAUUUUAUACUGUAUAGUGUAUAAUUAAUCCUCUCACAACAAAGUGACUUUAAUGAACUAAAAGUCCUCCUAUUUAAAUGUUUUAUAAUGUGCUAUGAAUUAUUUUCCUUAUGCAAGCUCUUAGCUUAAUGUACAAUUUGCACAUGCAACACUGAGCAAUUAAAAAGUACUUAUGUCUUAACAGUUAAACUCUUUUUUUUUGUGUCAUGAAAUUUUACUUCAAAUUUCAGACUUCGAAAAAAAAAUAGUACUGUUUCACUGUAUUUUUCAAUCUUGGGCUGAUGACAGAAGAACUUCAUGCUUAGAGAGUUUUUUCACAAGCUUUUCAUUUCAUUACUAUUAGCAACUGACAUUUUUUGUGAAAAUGUGUAAAAGUAAUUCAUCUGUAUAUAUUCAUUAAGCAAAGCAUGAUUUUAAUUAUAUUUGUAUAAAUAUACGUACUCUUGUCUAUGUACAUUUUGCAUUGCAAAAAGGAAUGCUCUUUCAUCUUAUGUUAUUUAAUAAUCUUAUACUCUAUGAAUUAAAUUUUCCAAAAAGUAGGUAAAAUUUUUUGGAAAAUUAACUUUGCAAAUUGAAAAGAAUGUCUAAUAUCAAAUGAAUCUGACAUAAAAAGGGAGUGUCUUCUUCAAUUAUGAUUUCAGUCCAGUCAAAAUUAACCUUCAUUUUUCAGAAAUAGUUUCAAAAUUGGAUUUAGAUUUUUUUUUAGAGAGGAUUUUAUGUUUUGGAAACAAAAGUUUAAAGAAGAUAAAUUUCAAAAUGUGAAAAUAGUUUUUUUUUUUUUGCAUUAAUAUUGUAAUUAAAAAUUAAAAAUCUGAAAUAAAUAUUAUUCAAUUUUCAAAGUUAUUAAUACACAUUUUCCCUUUAAUUAUUAUUAACUAUUUUAACUUUAAUUAUUUACUGAUUUUUUUCUUGUUUUAAUCAAAUUGUUUUAAAUUUAUGUAGCGUCUUAGCAAGAAUAAUAAUACGUAUAGCCUUUUCAUUUUAGUGGCGGUAAUUUUUUUCUAGUGUUUAUGAUUGUUAACAUUGGAUACACAUUUUAAAACAAUUAACAUAUUUUUAAAUAUUAGAAAUUUAAUUUUUAAAAAUUAAUUAUUCUUUCAAGUCAAUAAAAUAAUUUUAAAAAACUACAUUCCAUUUACCUUAAAAUUUCGUAAUUGUAUUAAUAUCUAUUCUAUGCUUUCUUAUUUAGAUUAUUAACCUUAUAUUGGCAGCCUCUAAAAAACUAAUUUAUUCAUUUUUAUCGAUUUCUGUACAGAAUUUUGCUCAAUUAUGGAAUUUGGUUAAAAGGCAUAUAACUGUAUUUGGCUUGACUAUAUUUUUAUGGAUAUUAAUUAAUAGUGUGAAAGCAUGCUAAAAUGCAAUUUAGAUUCCCUAAAUAACUUGUUACAUAUAUAUUACUAUUAUAUACAAGUUGCUUUGCAAUUUUAUAUAGCUUUAUGUUUUUCUAUAUAUUGUGUCUGGAAAAAUUUAAUGAUUUUAUAUUGACUAAAAUGGCAUUUUGAAAUUAAAGCAAUGCUAGUUUUUUCAACCCAUCAUUUAUAUAUGAAUUUUUUAUUCUAAAUAUAUAUUUAUUCCAUUUAAAAGGCAUUUGGCUUUUAUAUUUCAAAGUAUUUUCAUUUGGAGUAAUUUGUUAUUUGUAACACUUUCGUAAUAUUUUAUAUUGCUAGUUUUUUUAUAAAAAAGAUUAAUGGAACUAAAUAUCAUUUUAUAAUUGUGUCUCAUUUUUGUAAAUCUGUUUAAGAAAGUAAAUAUAAUACACAUAUCAUUUUUGUAUUUGCAUCACAAUAUGAUCUUGUCGUUAAUCUGGUGCAAAUAUAUUGAACUAAAUAGUUACUUUUUCAGUUACGUUUUCCGUAUUUAUACAUGCAAUUUGCCCUCCCUUCUUUUUAAAAAGAAUCAUCAUUAAGAUUUUUAACGGAAAUUGAUAACCAUAGACACUCAGAAUUAAUUUUUUCUAAUAUCAAUGAAUUAAUUAUUUUCCCAUCUUUUCUUCUGUUACUUACUACACUGAGAAAUUCAGAAACAUUGUCUUAGCCUUUACUAUAAACUUUUUAAUUUCUGGAAUAUACCUGUGUACCUAUAUUCUACAUCACUAUAUUUCAAGGAACUUACAUGAGUUAAAAGGAUAUAUAAUGCUCUUAAUAUAUACCUAAUUGCAUUAGUAACUCUUAUGGGCUAUUUUUGAGUAAAUUGAAAAUGUAAUCUUCAUAUUUACUAAUGAUGUGACUGGACUUCAUAAAAAUAUAUACUCUUUUUGUAAUUUAUAAUUUACUUGUAAUUUCAUGGUACCCCAAAAGUGUCUUCCACAGAAAUUAGAAAUUCUCAUUAAAUUGAAGUAUAAAAAUAAUAAUUUAAAUCUCAAUUUUGAAAAUUUUAUGAUGAAAUGCAGAAUAUUCAGAAUGAUUGCUUUAAUUUCACUUCAUUUAAAAUAUUUUUCUACUAAUGUAUUUGCAAUUGAGAAAUGUAUUAAAACAAAUUUUUAUUUCUAAUUUUCACUAAACAGUGACAUCUACUUAAAUCAAAAUGUUGAUUUGCAUGUUUGCAUUCAGAUCACACUCGUGUUUUAUUUUGUAUUCUUUCUUCUAUACUACUUUUAUUAUUUUUUGAGAUCUGUUUGUGUGAAAACUGUAUAUUAGAAUAAAGAUACUUGAUGAAAUCUGAGUGUUUUACAGACAAUGCUUGUGAUGUAAUUUUUGUUUGCUCUUAGAACUAUAACUAUUCAAGUGACAUUAUGAUAGUAAGUUAAACAGCUUAAAUUCAUUUAAUAGAGUGUUUUAUUAUCCUUAUGCAUUUGUUGUGUUUGUAGCAGUUUCAAUUAUAUCUAAAUGCAGUGAAUGUUCUUGAUCAUGUGUUAUACUUUUGUAUGAGGAAUUAUAUACUUAAUAUAAAAAAACUAUUCUAGUCAACAAAAUGUAUUUAUUUGUACAGCAUACUCACUUAUUAAAUGAUGCUUUAUGCUUUGUUUCUACAUUUAAUGUGUGUUUAUAGAAACAAAUGAUAGCAUUUGAUGGUUCUUUGUUCUUAGAGUGGUCUUCUAUCCUGUUUCUGGAAAAAUUUCAGAACAAAGCUUACAGUAGUAAUGAAUAUUUUAAUCGUCACUUUUUUUUUGUUGGAAUACAGUCCAAUUCUACAUUUUUUAAAAUUUUAAAUUGAAUAAAAGUUGAUAUGAGGUGCAAGUAUCAUGUGCCAUUAUUGUUUGAUUUCUAAAAAAAAUAUCUCCUUAUGAAAAUCCAUGUAAGAAAGAACUGUAUCAAAAUAAUGAGCAGGCGUAGGUCCCAAAAUGAAAAGAAAUUUCUUUAAUGAAGCAGUUUUCACUAAAAUAAUGUAUUCAUUGAACUAGCAAUUAAUUAUUACCUUGUUAUGGUGCGGUAACCAGCAGCACAUGAUUGAAAUGUUAAAAAAUCAGUGCCUUGAAGUGCAGUGUGAAGUAGAUGUGUGUGUAAAAUUAAUAAACAAUUGUGUUAUGAAAUAUGUGGGAAAUUAAUAUAAAUAAGGAAUUAAUAUACUUAAUUCCUUAUUAAUAAAAAGUUUCUUAUAUUUAAACUAUAUUAUUAAAAUUUAAAAAAAAUAGCAAAAAAAAGUAUAAUUACACUUGGAACAUGAUUCAUCGAAAUGUAUGUCAUUGUUUGUGCAUUUUUGUUAAAUUUUGUUACUGUAACUAUUCUUUGGAUUAGAAAGGAUAAGUGUAUUGUAAAAUUAUAUGUCAUAGUGCAGUUUUUAAAUUUAUUGAAAAGCUGAAAGAUCAUUUAAAUAUUUUAACAAAUUAUGUUUUUCACAAUUUUAUUGAUUUGACAAAUUUUAAAAAGGGAUACAUCUUUACCAAGAUUUUGUCUUUAUACAUGCAGGAUAACUUUUAAUUGCACUUAUUGAAUUUUUAAAAACUGCCUUGAAUAUUAAUUCUUUAUAAUGUCCCCUGAAAACUUAGAAAUGGAUGUUUGACAAAUUAUAAAAACAUAAGUAUAUUAUGUAGUACAAUUCAUUGAAUAGCAGGAACUAUAAUUUUCUUCGUCACAGCAAUUUUUUAAGUUGAAGUAAUUGGGUGAUAGGUCAUGUAAUUUCACAUUUAUUUUCGACUGAAAAAUAUAUUUUAACAUUGCUACAAAUUCUAUGUUUCUUGUCCUCCCCCCCCCCCCUUCUGACAGAUGAUUGAUGCUGCCUUUAUUUUUCUCUUGUGAAAAAGUUGUAACUACAAUCUGUAAUUUUUUGUGGGUAUUUCAGUUUCAAAAAAUCAUUUUUAAUGUCUCAGUUUAAGAUGAUAUUUCUGAAAUGCCAGUAAAGAUUUUUGUUCAAUAAAACCGUAGAAUUAUCCAUACAUUAUUUAAAAAAAAUCAUCUAUUAAAUAAGGUAAACAUUUGGAUUAUUUUUUCUAUGAUCAUGCUAACAAAUGACACUUUUCAAUAUAUUACAUAAAAUAACUCUUUACAAGAAACAAUAUAAACGAUGUUGAAUAUUUUACGAAAUGAAAUAUUUGAAAACUUUGCCAUAAUUAAAUUAAAAAUACGAUUAAUAAUUUGGUAAUAUAAAAUGAAAAUCUUUUGUUCAGUGACACUCAUUUUUCCGUUCAGUUUUGAUCGAAGUUUUAUGUUAAAUCUUAAGAGUAUGAAAUACAAUAAAAUAGAAAAAAAUUGCAUGUUUAUUAAAGAUUACCGUCUGUUCAUUUUGUUAUUUUGAUAAAUUUUAAAAUGUCUUUAUUCUGUUUCUUAAGCAUUUUUUUAAAAAUUCUAUGUAUGAAAUUGCCAUAAAAAAGUGUUCAUUGUAGGCCCUAAGCUAGAACCUCUUAACUUUGAUUUAUAUCAAAGUAAGAAGUUUAUUUUUUUACUGUAUGAAUAGUUCCUAAGAAAAUCGAAAAAAUAUAUAAUUAAGCUGAUUUGAAAGAAAUAUAUAUCUAGAAUUCAUGUUUAUUCUAUUUAAAUAUACCAACUGUAUAGGAGAAAGUGCUUUCGAGAUUUUUAAUAACUUAUAAGGGCAAAAUUUACUUUCAGAUUUAUAUUUUAUUAAAAUCAACAAGAUGUUUUAUAUUAUUGGAUGUCUUCCAUUUAAUUAUCUUUCAAUUGAUUUUUAUGUUGUUACUGUUUUUAAGUGAUAUUUUUGUAGUGAGUGAAGCUUUCAAAAAAAGUACUUCAUAAAGCAAAAUUGAAAUUUGCAUUAUUUCAAGUUAGAGCAAAAUUUAAGAAGAAAAAAGUCUAUCCUAUCUUUUCUUCACAAUUCGCUAUAUAAAGAAGUGUAAGAAAUUAAAUACUUACAUUAUCAUUAUGACAGCGCUCCAUUUUGUUCAAAAUAAUCUUUGUUUUUAAUCUAAAAAUGACCUUUAACUUUUAUAUGAUUUUAUAUUUCACCAUCUCAAAGUAUUUGUACAUAUACCCCACAUUCCACUAACUGUGAUGAGUUAGUUAUUUUUGUGGCUGCAAAAAUUGCAUACUUUUUACUCAUGAAUCUGAAUUAGAUUUUCCAAGUAUUGCCUUUUAAAAUAUUCAUAUGUAAACAAUUAAAAAGAAUUUAACAGAAAUGGCAUGACAGUUGUAUGUAUUAAAUCCUUUUGAUAAUAAAAAUAUUAACAAAAGUAUUAAGAACAUUCAUAAUUAAAAUAUCGAAUUAAUUUUUUAAUAUUGAAUUCCUUAUCUCUUUAUCAUUUAAAAAUCAGUUAUCAGCUUUCUCACAAAGAUGCCCUGUUAAUAAAAUAAUGUAAUACACUUGGUAAUUUAAUGAAUUUUUAAAUAUAAUUAGUUGUAUGAUAAUUAUUGAAUCACCAUACCAAUAUUCUAAUAUAUUUUCUACCCUUUAUUUUUGCACAAGGAAAAUUAUGUGAGUAAUUAAUGUAAAUAUUUAGCAUUGUAUGUUUAAUUUUCUGCUAUUUUUUUUGAUGAUGUGAAUUUAAUUUUUUAAAUUCAUGUGAUUUAUCCAUCAAAUAGGGUGCAUAAUUAAACUAAAGCAUGUGAAAAAAAAAUAGUUCAUUAAUCUGUGCCAUAAAAUGUAACUCAUUUUCGUCAUUACUAUAAAUUUUGCAUUAUUUUCAAUUCUUCCUGUCAAUUUUCAAAAAUGGUAAGACUGAAGGAAAUAGGCCUAUAAAAAAAAUUGAUAUGAAUGCAAUAACGGAUUGGCAAAUAAAUUAGUAAUAUUUUAAAUUUUACUGAUGUGAAUAUAUUUUUAAAAAGCUUUCUUUUUACUGAGAUAGAAGACUCGGUUAAUAAAUAAUUAUUAAAGAUUAGAAUAGGUAGAACCGUAUGUUUAUUUGCGUAAUUGUGAUUAAAGUAUUAAUGCAUGUUCUGAAAUUUUUUUUCUGAAUGAUAAAUUAACUAUGCAAUUAUAUAUAAAAAUAAGCAAUAAAAUUUUUAGAUAUUUACUAAAUAUUUGAGAAUUGAAAAUUAUUUUUUGUGAGGAAAUACUUCAUGAUAGUCUUUGCUAUGAGAGAAAAUUUAUAAUCUGUGAUUUUUUAGUUGCUACAUUGAAAGUAAAUUUUUUAUAUUCUUGAAUUUUUAUACCGCAAUUUUAUAUCUAUAAAGGAUUUGCAGUUAUGGGAAAAUGCUAUUACCAAACAAGGCAACUGUGCUUGUAUUCUUUUGAGUAACAGCAACAUGCAUGGAUUAUCAUUUUUAGAAAGUCAUAAAUAACUUGAAACAUUUCAUGCGCAAAUUAGAAAAUAAAAGUUAAAGCACUAUUAAAUUGAAUAUCGUACUUCUUUAGAUAUACAUUUAUUGAAUCAUUUUGGAUUUAAUUUAAUAUUAACUGAUUCAAUCUUAAUGAAUCUUUUAGACUUAGAACUUUAUUGUAAAACUUUAAGUUGUUCAGAUACAGAUUGUGAUUUUUUACUGAUGUAAAUGUAUAUUAUUGUUACAUACGAAACAAUAUAGUUUGUUCCUUAAAUAAAAUGCAUUCUUUGCUAUGAAUAAGAACUGGUUUCUUUUUUUAUAAUUAUUUGUGCUUGGAUUUCUUUGCAAAAAGUAAUGCAUAACUUUUCUCUAAUUCUGGAUGCUUAAUGAAGCUUGUAGCAAUUUCAGUUCCUGCUGUCUUUUUGAUUGUUGGAAUAUAUACUACAUUCCAAUUAAAACAGCAUUGUUGAACCAGACAUGUUUAAGUGAAUGUAAUCAUGUUUUACUUCAAAUCUUCUAGUUAUAUGUUUAGCAAUAUUUAUAAACUUAAUGCACAAAUACUUGUUUGGUAAAUGUCUGCACAGUAAAAAGUGGCUGUAGUUAUGAUGUAUGUAAAUAUUUGUAUUUUGUUGUAAAUAAAGUUUCUUCAUAAUUCGUA